Molecule: messenger RNA, 1269 nt
Organism: Aspergillus wentii DTO 134E9
Lineage: Eukaryota; Fungi; Ascomycota; Eurotiomycetes; Eurotiales; Aspergillaceae
Product: acyl-CoA dehydrogenase family protein
Exons: 7
Coding region: 1-1269 (422 amino acids)
Molecular function (GO): acyl-CoA dehydrogenase activity; flavin adenine dinucleotide binding
Source: RefSeq, a predicted model, not a curated record
AUGUCUACUGCCCUCACAUCCAACAUCCCCGGCGCUGAUCCUGCCUGGCAUCGCCGGAAUGACCACCCAUACUACAAAGAAAGUCACCAUCGCCUCCAGCGUUUCGUUCGCGAAUACGCCGACGCAGAAAUCGCCCCAAACGUGGAACAAUGGGAGAAACAGGGCGAAGUACCAGAAGCAGCCUUCAAAAGACAUGCUUCCUUGGGUUUCCUGGCUGCGUCUGCCUUUCCCAUUCCCCGUGCUUAUGUACAGGGUGUUACUCUUCCUGCUGGGAUAAGUGUUGAUGAAUGGGACGAGUUUCAUGAUGCUAUAAUCAUCGAUGAAAUGGCCCGUUGUGGCUGUCUAGGCACCAUCUGGGGAAUCAACGGCGGUGCCACCGUCGGAGGACCCCCAAUCGACCGCUACGGGAACAAGACACAGAAAGAAAAGUAUCUCGCUCCUUUACUGCGUGGACAGCAGAGACAUUGUCUUUGUGUGACCGAACCGUCUGCUGGAUCGGAUGUCGCGGGCCUCACAACGACCGCUACCAAAACCCCAGAUGGAAAAUUCUAUGCCAUCAAUGGAGAGAAGAAAUGGGUGACUCAAGGUCGCUGGGCUACACAUGGUUUGGUUGCAGCCAGAACUGGUCCUCGUACUGCGAAGGGAAUUUCAGUCUUUAUUGUUCCAUUGGAUCAGAAGGGGAUUACAAAGAGGAAGCUGGAUAAUUCGGGCGUUAGCUCGAGUGGCUCGACUUUCAUGGAGUUUGACGAGGUUCUGGUCCCUGCGGAGAACCUCCUAGGCAAGGAAAAUCAAGGAUUUGAGAUAAUCAUGUCGACGUUUGCCCACGAACGACUCUGGGUCGGCAUCACAGCUCUCCGCUUGAGCCGCGUCGCCUACGAAGAUGCCUACCGCCACGCCCUCAAACGCGAAACAUUUGGAAAACCACUCUUCGAGAACCAAGUCAUCCGACAGAAAUUCUCAAAAAUGGUCAACCGGAUGGAACCCACCCAGGCGUACGUCGAGGAGCUCGUUUUUCGCUCCGUACGCAUGCCAGCCAUUGAAUUUGCUACUUUGGCAGCCAUGCUCAAGGUUCAAGCCGCGCAUCACCUGGAGAAGAUUUCACGGGAAGCCCAACAGGUCUUUGGAGGUCUUGGAUAUUCCAAAGGUGGACAGGGACAGAGGGUUGAGCUGAUUAGCCGUGAUGUCCGGGUGUUGGUCGUUAGUGGUGGGAGUGAAGAGAUUUUGCUGGAUAUGAUUGCGAAGCAGCAGAAGAAUUUGGCGAGGUUGUGA